AUGCCGUCACAUACGCCGCCAUCGCUCCGGCAGCGAAACAAAGAGCAUGUCAAUAGUUCACGGGAGGACGAAGUCUAUCAUGCCCCCACUCCAGAUGAUCGCCGCACCUUGUUGCGCCUCGCGCGCCGCGAGCGACUGUACAACAGGAUCGUCGGGCUGAGCCCGAUGCUACGCGUGCUUCUCAUCGUCGCUGCCCUCGUAUGGCUUGCUCUGUUGCCCGUGCCACGCAAGCCUUUUACGCAUCGGACGUACGUCGACGAGAAUGCCCUCCAACCCGGCUAUGCCGAGGCACGUUGGGGCGCGCCCAACGUCCACGAAGCCGAUCGGAUCUCGGCCCAACUGCAUGAGAUUGCUCGACAGGAUGACAAGGAUGCGCGUAUUGCGUACCUUGUUCAGGAGCUGCGCUCGUACGACCUGGAUGUGCAUACUCAAACAUACGCAUUCUAUGUGCCGGGCCAGCCAGAACCCAUACAGGGCACGAAUGUGUAUGCGCGCUCCUACACCCCACGCACAGAUGGACGCGUGGCCAUGAUCCUCGCUGCGAACUGGCAGAGCCACUGGCGUCAGAAGCCGAGCGAUAGCUCAGAGCUGCCGUACGUCCCCGACGACGGCACGUACCGCGCCAUUAAUGUGCGUGGCAUUGCCUUGCUCCUGGCCUAUGCCAAGCACGCUGCGAGUAUACCGCACUGGAGCAAGGACUACCUCUUUGUCAUCAGCGAUGGCUUCCUGGACGGUAUGCAGGCGUGGGCUGCGCAGUACUUUGGCACGGGACAGCCGAAUCUCGAGGCCGAGGCCGUCCACACCACGGGCGCACAGGUCUGGAAUGCCCUUGCGCUGGACUAUCCAGCCGACUCGUUCUCCUCGUUCAAUUUCUAUUACGAGGGUCGCGAUGGCCUGCUGCCGAAUCUCGACACGAUCAACACUGUGACGGACAUCACGCGUCUCACCUACAUGUCGCCGUCGCUGGGUCUGCAUGGCGAGUCGGCUGAUGAAAUGGAGCUGGGACGCUUCCAUGUGGAUGCCCUGCGCUCGUGGCUCCCUGUCGACUGGCUCGAGCGGCACUGGCUCGGCCGGCAUGGCGUCAAGUCCUUUGUGUCUGGCUGGGUAUCGAUCCUGCGGCAGCUUCGGUACCAGCUCGCAGGGCGGCCCAGUGGCAUUCACGGCGUGCUCUUGCCAUUCCAUGUCGAUGCUAUAACCCUCUUUGCCCGGCCAGCGCCCGGUCCCUUUGGAUUCCAACAACUCGGCGACAUCACUGAGCUGACGUUCCGCUCGUUUUCCAAUCUGAUCGAGCGACUGCACCACUCGCAAUUCUUCUAUCUGCUGCCGUCCCCGUGGUACUUUGUUCAGAUUGGCGUCUUUAUCCUUGUGCCGCUGCUUCUCGGGGCGGCACUGACAUUCACGGGUCUGAGCGUGUGGGUCCAGCUUGGCGCACGUCGACAGAAGCAGUGUGAGGCCCUCCGUCGACCGUAUACCAAGGGCAGAGCUGUACUGGCGACGCCGACUUAUGCCGAGUUCGCACAGCUCUGUACGCACGAGUCGCUGCGCGCUCUAUUCCGCGCCCACAGUCGACCCGUGCUGCCCGCCCUCUUGUGCAUGGGCGUCGCCCACAUCGUGUGUGCCGCGUGCUGGGCCCUAUGGACACAGACGCCCGCAGGACCGCAGGCGCUCGUCGGCACAGGGAUGCUAUGCAUCGCGGCUACGAUCACGAUGGUCUACGUGGCCUCGCGCUUUGCAUCGUCGCGACACGCGCUCGGCAUGUGCUUGCAUGCGUUUGCGCUUCUGCAUGCUGGUAUGGUCGUCAGUGUCCUGGCCCCUCUCAACUUUGCGCAGGCCACGGCGAUGGCUAUGCUCCUGUGCCUGACCCUGUACUCGGUGCCCACCGCACCCAGCCGAUGCCGUGCCGUGGCACAUGCACUGUGCCUCAUGGUCGUGUCGCCGCCUUCCCUAGUGGCCCUGCUCCACGAGGUGUGCCCCCGGCUCCUGACACACACGCCUGCGUUUGUCCCGCACAUCGCACCUGUGAUCGACCGCCUCCUCUGGGACUACCACGUCUUGCGCACAUCGGCGCUGCCCAUCCUGUGCUUGGUCUAUGCGCCCAUUGUGCUGGAAGGAUGCGCCGCGUGCCUCUUGUAUAGUGCCCAAGACUGCUCCACCUGA
Malassezia restricta is the source of this 2157-nucleotide messenger RNA. RefSeq names its product glycosylphosphatidylinositol transamidase. Gene Ontology annotation, cellular component: membrane; GPI-anchor transamidase complex. Gene Ontology annotation, biological process: attachment of GPI anchor to protein. NCBI's taxonomy places the organism in Eukaryota, Fungi, Basidiomycota, Malasseziomycetes, Malasseziales, Malasseziaceae. Bases 1 to 2157 code for a protein of 718 amino acids. The transcript is spliced from 2 exons. The record is from RefSeq and is a predicted model, not a curated record.